AUGGAGAGUGUGGUACAGCCUUCAGUGUUUGUGGUGGAUGGACAAACGGACAUCCCGUUCAGGCGUCUGGGACAGAACCACAGGAGACAGCGCUGCGGCAUUGCCCAAGUCAACCUGGCCCUGAUACUGCUGCUGGGCGCCGGGCUGGCUACUCAGGGCUGGUUUCUGCUGAGACUGCAUCAGCAACUUGGGGACACAGUGACUCACUUACCGGACGGAGACACGGGCUCCUGGGAGAAGCUGACAGAAGAGCGGCGGCGGUCUCAACAGGCCCACCCAGCAGCACACCUCACAGGGGCCAACGCCAGUUUGAUAGGCAAGGGUGGACCUCUGCUAUGGGAGACUCGCCUUGGCCUGGCCUUCUUGAGGGGCCUGAGAUAUCACAACGGGGCCCUAGUGACCACGGAAGCCGGCUACUACUAUGUGUACUCGAAAGUACAGUUGAGCGGCGUGGGCUGCCCCCAGGGCCUGGCCAAAGUCCCUAUCACACACGGCCUGUAUAAACGUACAUCCCGCUACCCCAAGGAGCUAGAACUGCUGGUCAGUCGGCGGUCACCCUGUGGCCGGACCAACACCUCCCGCGUCUGGUGGGACAGCAGCUUCCUGGGCGGCGUGGUGCACCUGGAAGCGGGGGAGGAGGUUGUGGUUCGUGUACCUGGGGACCGCUUGGUCAGACCACGGGAUGGCACCAGGUCCUAUUUCGGAGCAUUCAUGAUCUGAAGGCCGUGGUGACGACGGAUUGAUGGCAAGGGGGCACCUCUCCAAGACAGACCUCAAACCCAGCAAGCAGAGAUCUUGGAGGUUCCCCGUAAGGAUCCCCAAAUUCUGCAGGUGGAGCUCAGGGACCAUGUAGAAUGCUAA
This is a messenger RNA of Microtus oregoni (creeping vole), 861 nucleotides long. It is a transcript of the gene Tnfsf14, whose product is annotated as TNF superfamily member 14. The record is from RefSeq and is a predicted model, not a curated record. The transcript has 4 exons. Bases 1 to 720 code for a protein of 239 amino acids. Gene Ontology annotation, cellular component: membrane. Gene Ontology annotation, molecular function: tumor necrosis factor receptor binding. Gene Ontology annotation, biological process: immune response. Lineage: Eukaryota; Metazoa; Chordata; Mammalia; Rodentia; Cricetidae.